AUGAUGCACAACGACAGCAACGGAUUAGCAUCCGAUGAUAUUAGACAACAGAUGGCAGACCUUGAGAUCGAGGAUGACCAAAUUCCAUCCCCAAUGGCAUUUGCUGGAUGGCAUUCCAAGCCACCUCCAGUACCUAAAUUAAAGAGUGCCGGGGUGAUUGCCAUAGAUAUUACUGAGCAGUUCAUAAAUGCUGCCCAACAGCUUGACGAUGGGGAGCUUGUCAAAGACCCAUUCUUCGCGCUCUUCGACUCGGUUGGCGCUUUAGAGAUUAUGGACCCAAAAAUGGAUAGCGGUUACCUGGAACCUGGUGAAACCAUGGAGGACGAAUACGAUUUUAGUCAGCCUCUACUUCCAGAAGAAAUUAUAGGGAUUAUUGACCAGCUUCUUUGCCAUGAGAUGGCAUGGCAUAUGGGCCAUCCACUCGCCCAAACACUUUUCACCAGUCUAUACGUCGAUAGACUCUUAGACCCUUGUCCUACCAGCCUCUCACAUUUAUAUUUUGAUAGGAGUGAAAGCUGCGAAGAUGAACCCUUGACCCUUCAGGUUCUCAAAGCCUAUUGUCUCGGUCUCAUCAAAACCUGCUGUUAUGUAAACAACAGGGUUAAAGCGGAGCACUAUUAUGAGGAGGAAGACUUUGUCACGCAUACCUUCCACCGGAACUUGCUGGAAAAUUUCGAAAACAAUGACAUCCUAACGCUCAUUCAAGAAUCUUUAGAGCAAAUAUCAAAUUCCAAUGACAUUUUGCCAGAAGUGAAAGCUGCCCUAGAAUGCCGGCUCCGAUUUCGAGAAGCUUUCCUCACCACAGCUGAAAUAGCAGAAUCAAGAACAUCCUCAGAAACUAUCAAGACACAGUGGGAAAGUCUGCAAGCUUUGUUACCAACCCUCAAGUCAUCUACCAAGCUAGGAAAGCCCGUUCCAGCAUCUUUCAGUGUUAAGCUGCAGCGAAAAUUGGCAAGCACUGUCCCGCCACGCCCUAUUGUGCAUAUAAGCCUAGAUACUGCUUAUGACCACUUGGAAAGGCUCUGCCGGGAUGGUUCAAUAGCCGCUGAAGUUUUGAAAUAUUACGACAGCCAUAGUCUCAUGACUUUUGUAUUUCUAUUUCAAGCACGUAAACCGCAGCCAUCGAUUUACAUUCGAACACUAUUGCAGCACUAUUUAUUUGGAGAUAUGGUAAUCUUGGGAACAAUGUCUAUCCGACAACUCCUGGAUGAUGACUUAUCAAGCACUGUAUUGCCCGCAAAUAAGAUUCUCGAUCGGGCGAAUGACGAGGUCGAACUUCCAAGUGAUCCGCGAUUCAAGAUGGCCAAUGAUACCGAGGUUUUCCGAUCUCGAGCGGCAGGUUCGUACUUGGAUAUUCUACGUACUAUUUGUCAGAACAGAUGCCGCAUUCGCCGUACGUUAGCUCGUACCGUCGCAGAUUUCGAGAUACUUCAAUUAGAUUCCGAGGAGUUGGAUAUGGAACUUCGUCAGUAUACCCAGGAGGAGCCGAUCAGGGAUCGCGAGAUCUCGAGCGAGCCGAUAUAUUCAUUUCCAUUGUCUUCAUGGGCGUACUUCUACAAACUCCGUCAGAUGGAAUGGCUAUUACAGAUGGGCUUUGAACUCGAGAUCUAUCAACAAGAUGAAUUGGCCUCCAUGUUCUGGUAUCUGCAAUAUCUGGCCAAAACGCGCAGUCGACAUCUUGAACGGAUACGAGGAUUCAACGUCCGAGGAUUCAACGAGUCCAGGCGAAAUCCCGCGGCCGUGGGCGAAAGGCACGCAGAAUUCAUCAAUGCACUUGCUUUUAUCAAUUACUCCAGCCUGGAAGCUUCGGCCACAUAUGGAUUCGCAGAUGCCUUGUCCUGCCUAUUUACUGUCCUUAGGCGGCUCUCGCUCAUCCACUCACCUCCCCGGCCAUAUAGUAAUGAUCAACAGAGAUACGAAGUCCGAAUGAAGCCAUUUCGUCUUGUUGGGCUUCCCGAACUCGUCCCAUUUGACGAGCUGAAGCGGCAGGUAACACAGCCAGGGGAGACAACGUUGGAUCUCUUGAAAUAUGCAGCAGAAUCAGCUAUGGCAGCUAAGAAGGCUUUUGAGGUCAUGAGCAAAUUGAGUGCAAGGGAUGCCUUUUGCCAAGGCUCGUAUGAUAGCUGGCUUAAAAAUAUCAAGGAUACCUUGAAGGCGUGUAUUUUCACGGGUAUUACGAUUGCAACGGUCAAGAAGGCGGUUGAGACUACGGCGAAAAAUGGGAAGGUCCAAAUCAAGGUUGAGAUCCCUGCGACUGGAAAGGGGUAUCAUGAUUGGUGGGUUGUACCAAAGGUUAUACCAGUUCUUUGA
Molecule: messenger RNA, 2310 nt
Organism: Venustampulla echinocandica
Lineage: Eukaryota; Fungi; Ascomycota; Leotiomycetes; Helotiales; Pleuroascaceae
Exons: 7
Coding region: 1-2310 (769 amino acids)
Biological process (GO): N-terminal peptidyl-methionine acetylation
Cellular component (GO): NatC complex
Source: RefSeq, a predicted model, not a curated record